AUGUUUAAAAAUGCAAGAACACAGGCUAGGACUUGUUUAGGGGGGACACAAAAUUCCAAUGUUAAGGUUGGGCUUCAUCAGGCUUCAGCUUUGAACCCAUACAUGUUUGAUUUGAUAUUGGAUGUACUCAACCCGGAAAGAGUAAAAGCAACUCUAUGGGAUACGCCAUUUGCAGACGAUAUAGUUCUGAUAGACAGCGCCGAGGAAGAAGUUGAGAGGGACCUAGAGAGGGAGGACAGAGGGCAUAGGAUUAGUCGAAAGAAAGCGGACUAUAUGGUUCCCAAAGCGGAAGAGGCUGGCGAGGAUGUCCGGCUGCUGGGCGAAAAAUUCACAAGGACUAACACCUUCAACUGCUUAGGCUCCCAUAUGUCAUCAGAUGGGACAAUGGCCCAAGAAAUAAGUCAUAGGAUACAGUCAGGCUGGAGAAGCUGGAGGAAUGUGUCAUGUGUUUUGUGUAAUAAGAACGUUAAUGUAAGAAUGAAGGAAACAUUACGCAGGGCGGUGAUGAGACCAGCAGUGGUGUACGGGAUAGAAACGUAG
Messenger RNA from Penaeus indicus, 540 nucleotides. RefSeq lists its product as uncharacterized. The coding region runs from base 1 to 540 and encodes 179 amino acids. The record is from RefSeq and is a predicted model, not a curated record. The transcript has a single exon. Lineage: Eukaryota; Metazoa; Arthropoda; Malacostraca; Decapoda; Penaeidae.